Molecule: messenger RNA, 357 nt
Organism: Trichosporon asahii var. asahii CBS 2479
Lineage: Eukaryota; Fungi; Basidiomycota; Tremellomycetes; Trichosporonales; Trichosporonaceae
Exons: 2
Coding region: 1-357 (118 amino acids)
Source: RefSeq, a predicted model, not a curated record
AUGGGCAACAACGGAAAGGACGCCCAGGCCACCGCCGCCGACCGCGUCAAGCACCACGGAAACCAGAUCGGCGGCUUCUCCAACCCCAACCACCUCAAGUUUGUCGCCAAGCUCCCCAAGGGCCUCCCCGUCCACAUCACCCCGCUCAACCCCAUCAACUUCCUCCUCCGCUCCGCCUUCAUCCGCCCCCACCGCAUCGCCCUCAAGCACCCCGCCAUCGGCGUCGAGUGGACCUAUGCCGAGUGCUCCGCGGAGACCGGGGCCGGGGCGACCGGGGCAACUCUUGGGAGACCCCGGAGCGAGUUGCUCGACGGUGUGUCCGACGUCACCAGCCACGGCGCCAAGGCCUCCACUUGA